Trichomonas vaginalis G3 is the source of this 297-nucleotide messenger RNA. RefSeq lists its product as uncharacterized. Lineage: Eukaryota; Parabasalia; Trichomonadida; Trichomonadidae. The record is from RefSeq and is a predicted model, not a curated record. The coding region runs from base 1 to 297 and encodes 98 amino acids. The transcript has a single exon.
AUGAACCAGAACUACGAGGCCUUCGUUCGAUCAUACGUUGAGAAUGAAGAGAAGAAGGACCCGUACUUACGUAACCCAUGGAUAUAUAUCUACGCUAUAAUUUGCAUUGGUUUUGUUCUUCUCGGAAUUUCUACCUUCUCUAACGUCCUACCAGCAACUGUCUGUACGGUUGUUUCGAUUGUUGGAACCCUCAUGUCAUCAUUAGUAAUGGUGGUCUUCUGGGAUGUAUACCAAAAAGCCUUAAAGCAAAAUAAUGUUGAUGACAUUACAGAUAUAUCAACUGAGGCUAUGCCAUGA